Molecule: messenger RNA, 1545 nt
Organism: Acanthosepion pharaonis
Lineage: Eukaryota; Metazoa; Mollusca; Cephalopoda; Sepiida; Sepiidae
Source: the annotation of a GenBank genome assembly
AUGAUGGUGAAACAGCAACUCUUCCUGGCAGUAGUUUUAAGCGCCUUUUUGCUAGGCCAGGCUCCGGCCACCCUCUUAGCUGCAGAUUCUCCCACUGCUCGACAAUUGCCCGGCACGCCUCCUCCUCCGCCGCCGCCGUCAUCGCAACGGAGACACGAGCAAUCUCGUCUCCAUGACGAAAUGUUCCGGGAAUUCGAAGCUAACCUCUUGCGCCUGUUUGGCAUGAAAGAGCGACCAAAACUUGAUGGCAAGCCCAUCAUACCGAAAUAUAUGCGGGAUUUAUACAAUGAACACAAGGUGAACACGGAUCCGACCAGCGGACGUGGAUAUUUACCCGCCAACACUGUAAGAAGUUUUUAUCAUCAAGAUGAUCUUCCAAACAACUGCGAUGAAGAGAAUGGCUGGACGCUAACAUUUAAUGUUUCCAAUAUUGUUAAUGAGGAAAUUCUAACGGCGGCUGACUUACGCAUUUUUCUGGAUUCUUCUAAAAUCCAACGAGACUCUUUUAGUACUGGGGGUGAAUUUAACAACGGAACAAGCACUCGGUAUUACAACUGCAAUGUCAACCCAAAUAUCAACGAUAGCAUUGAAAACAAAAACGCGUGUAAGAAGAAACUUUCUCUUCGGGUCGAAGUUCACGAAAUCAUGGCCCCAACCAGCCGGCGUCGGACAGGGGAGUGCAUUACGCGGCUCCUCGACACAAAAUUAGUGCAGAGCAGCCAUAGCAGUCCUUCGUUGUGGCUUGUAUUUGACGUUCACCCAGCCGUCCACAAAUGGAGGCACUCUCCUCAAACAAACCAUGGCCUCAGCAUUCGCAUGUCGACGGCCUCUCGGAUGCCGGUCUCCGUGCAACCACACCAUCACAUCCGCUUAAAGCGAGAAGCAAAUAUGGAACACGACGAUUGGCACAAUUCUCGGCCCUUGUUGAUCACUUACUCAGACGACGGCAAGGGAGCGCCCAUCUCCUCGCGCAAACGCCGGAGCCCGAAGAACCGACGUGAUCGCGGCAAGAAGAAGGGUCGUCGCUCGAGAAAGACGCAGCGUCGACGCAAAGCCAGUCUGGAAUGUCGACGACAUCCCAUGUACGUGUCAUUCAGUGAGGUGGGCUGGAUGGAAUGGAUCGUUGCACCCAGCGGCUACCAAGCACAUUUUUGUGAAGGGAAGUGUCUCUUCCCUAUAUCUGAUUAUUUGAACACUACAAAUCAUGCCAUCGUACAGACCCUGGUCAACUCCGUGAUGCCUAAUAAAAUUCCGCGGGCGUGUUGUGUACCAACAGAACUCAGUCCGAUUUCUAUGCUUUAUGUCGACGAGCAAGAAAAGUCCGCUCUCUCUCUCUCUCUCCCUCUCUCUCUCUCUCUCUCACACACACACACACACACACGCACACACGCUCUCUUUCUCCCUCUCAAACCUUGUUAUUCUCUUCCUCUUUCCCUCUCUAUUCCUUUAUACUUUUUUCCUUUUCCCUCUUUUUUAUCACGUCUCAUGCUCUCUUUCUUCCUCUAUCUACUUCUAUCCUUUUCUUUCUGCCUCUCGCUAUCAUGA